Molecule: messenger RNA, 219 nt
Organism: Amoebophrya sp. A120
Lineage: Eukaryota; Dinophyceae; Syndiniales; Amoebophryaceae
Source: the annotation of a GenBank genome assembly
UGGGCCUGGCGAUCCGAGAGAAGUAUCUAGAUUCGUGGGAUGACGCGCAGUACUGGUUUCAUGGGGACGAGGAUUUCUACAAUGGGACAACAGCUGGAACAGCAGGAACAGCCAGAACCGCCGGCGGAACAACUACAAAACAAUCCAACCCGAAAGACAGUACGGCGAUUCACUACCACCAUUUCGGCAUGCCGAUCGGCCCCUCUGCGGAGUACGCGG